AUGAGAGGAUUUUUAGGGAGGUUGAAUUAUAUUGCUCGAUUUAUAUCCCAACUCACCUGCAAAUGUGAUCCAAUCUUCAAGCUGCUUCGAAAACGAGACCUAGGAGAAUGGAAUGAAGAAUGUCAAAUAGCCUUUGAUAAAAUCAAAGAAUAUAUCACAAAUCCACUGGUGUUGGUGCCACUGAUGGCCGACAAACCUCUUAUUUUGUAUUUGACUGUGAAUAAGAAUUCUAUGGGAUGUGUGUUGGGACAACAUGAUGGAACCGAGAAGAAAGAACGGGCCGUAUAUUACUUGAGCAAGAAAUUCAUGGAGUAUGAGUCCAAAUACUCUGCGCUCGAAAAGAUAAGAGUAGCUCGAUGGCAAGUGCUAUUGUCUGAGUAUGAUAUUGUGUAUGUGUCCCAAAAAUCAAUCAAAGGGAGCGCUAUCGCUGAUUUCCUUGCAGAUCGAGCUAAUGAGGAUUAUGAAUCUGUAAGUUUCGAUUUUCCAGAUGAAGAUUUGAUGGCCGUUUUGCAUAUAGAAGAGGGUGGUCCCAUUGAACUUAAUCCAUGGAAGGUGUAUUUCGAUGGAGCAUUCAAUGCUUUGGGGCACGAAAUUGGGGCAGUGUUGAUUUCUCCAAAUGGAAAGUACUAUCCAGCCACGACGAGAUUGAAUUUCAAUUGUACUAAUAAUAUGGCGGAGUAUGAGGCAUUGGUAAUGGGAUUACAAGUAGCAAUUGAGAUGAAGGCUAACGCGAUAGAUGUUUACGGAGAUUCGGCUUUAAUUGCUGAUGCCUUGGCCACCCUCGCAGCGAUAUUCAAAAUAAAAGAGGCAACUGAUGUACGCCAUUUUGAUUUAGAAGUCCGUGAAGUCUCUGCACACUGCUUGAAUAUUGAAGAAAAGGUUGAUGGUAAGCCGUGGUAUCAUGAUAUCAUGCAAUACAUCAAGCACCAGGCAUAUCCUGAAAAUGUCACGGACAAUGACAAGCGAACUCUUAGAAGAUUAGCAAUGGGUUUCUUCCUUAGCGGAGAAGUGCUCUACAAAAGGAGUCGAGAUCAAGUACUCUUGAGAUGUGUGGAUGUUGCGAAAGCCAACAAAAUAAUGAAAGAAGUCCACGAAAGAACUUAUGGAGCUCAUGCUAAUGGACAUAUGUUGGCUAGACAAAUUAUGAGAGCUGGUUAUUAUUGGUUGACAUUGGAAUCAGACUGCAUAAACUUUGCUCGAAAAUGCUACAAGUGUCAAGUAUACGCUGAUAGAAUCCAUGCUCCACCAGCCCCAUUGCAUGUUUUCACAGCACCUUGGUCAUUUUCAAUGUGGGGAAUGGAUGUGAUUGGGUUUAUUACGCCAAAAGCCUCUAAUGGGCAUCGAUUCAUAUUGGUGGCCAUUGAUUAUUUCACGAAGUGGGUAGAAGCAGCUUCCUAUGCUAAUGUGACACAAAAAGGGGUGUGCAAGUUCAUCCAAAAAGAGAUCAUAUGUCGGUAUGGGCUUACAGAAAGGAUCAUUACGGAUAACGCAAGCAAUUUGAAUGGUACGAUGGUGAAGGAUGUUUGCGCUAAAUUCAAGAUCAAGCAUCAUAACUCGACAACUUACCGUCCGAAGAUGAACGGAGCGGUAGAGACAGCCAACAAAAACAUCAAAAAGAUUAUCGAAAAGAUGACUGAAGUUUAUAAAGACUGGCAUGAGAAACUUCCUUUUGCCUUACAUGCAUAUCGAACUUCUGUGCGUACCUCCACCAGGGCAACUCCGUACUCAUUAGUAUACGGUGCAGAAAUAGUUCUACCUGUUGAAGUAGAAAUCCCAUCAUUGAGGGUGUUGAUGAAAACAGAAUUGAAAGAUGCUGAGUGGGUUCGUUCCCGCUACGAACAACUGAAUCUGAUUGAGGAAAAAAGGCUUGCGGCUCUUUGUCAUGGUCAGAUGUACCAACGAAGGAUGAUGCGAGCAUACGAGAAAAAAGUUCAUCCCAGGCAGUUUCGAGAAUGA
Theobroma cacao (cacao) is the source of this 1956-nucleotide messenger RNA. Lineage: Eukaryota; Viridiplantae; Streptophyta; Magnoliopsida; Malvales; Malvaceae. The record is from RefSeq and is a predicted model, not a curated record.